Messenger RNA from Chrysemys picta bellii (western painted turtle), 1836 nucleotides. NCBI's taxonomy places the organism in Eukaryota, Metazoa, Chordata, Testudines, Emydidae. The record is from RefSeq and is a predicted model, not a curated record.
AUGGAAAUUCUUCCAGAGAUGCUAAACAAUUUUAUGUUUACUGUUCUAGAGAAAGUCCACACAAUGAAUGACACUCUCUUAAGCAACUUAGACAAACUUCUGCUAGAGCUUGUUUUCCAGCUUGAGCAAACUUCUUAUGCUAAGGAACAUGUGACGCACCAGAUAAAUUUAUAUACUGCAAGUAUUGUGGAAAGAAAGAAUGAAAUCUGUAGAUUACAUGAAAAUAUAAACAACAAUAAUGAUGCAAUUGUUUAUUUGCACAAGCAUAACAAGAAUAGUAAGGACAAUUGCAAUGUCUGGAAACCAACAUAUGUAGUUCUUAGCAAGCAUGAAGAAUAUUUGAAUAACCAACUCAAAAACUGCCAAGAAACUACAGAAAAUGACAAGAAAAUGUAUCAGGAUCACAUGAACCAGUAUAAAGAGAUUUUGAAACAACACAAAGCAAAAUAUUCAGAAAAUGCUCUUGCUCAGGAAUAUUAUAUGAAAAAAAAAGAGAUUGAAGAAAUCCGGAAUAGAGUUCUGAAACAUUCUGAACAAUUUAAAUGGAAGGAAGCUAACCUUUUGGAUAUUUUAGAGCCUGCUCCUUUCAGGUCACUUUCUGAUUGGGCGUUACAGAUUGCUUAUCUGAGGCAAAAAACACAAGACGUCCUCAAGCAUGCUGCAGUUUUUACCCAGAAAUCUUUUGAACUAGAGAAAGAAGCAAAUGAAGUAGAAAUGAAAAUUAAUUAUUUCAAACAGCACUUUGAAAGGAGUACAGAAGAUCAAAAUCAUUCUAAAAUUAUUGAAGGAAAAAGUAAAAAAAAUUUAGAGAAAAGGAAGGCGUUUAAAGAAAGGAUGUUUGAAGAGAUUGGAAAUCUACAGUUAUUAAAUGGGAAACAUCAACAGUAUAAACCAUUACAUCUGCCUUGCAUUCCUCAGAAAUUAGUCCAAUCUGUACAGACUUUUAGACUGUCUUCGCAAAGGACAGAAACAGGUGAAGAAGAAAGAGACAAUUCCAUGGACCAUUCAGGUAUUGCUAGUAUUUCCUUGAGCCAAGUGAACAGUGAAACACAGAAAUGUAAUGAGACUGCAGGGACUAACAAUCCCAAAAUUGCCAAAGUUCCAUCCAUAGCAAGCUUGCAAAACCAAAUGCAGUUCAGAUUGCUAGUUCCUCAGGAGCAAACAACUUGCAAGCAAUGGUUUGAAAAUGAAGCUACAGUAAUAGGAAACAAAGAUGCUGAAUGUGCAGAUAAGGGAGCAGCAAGUAAGUCAAAGGAUUCUGCAUAUAUAUCUCAAAAUGUACACACAGAGUGUUUUAUUAAGUCAAGUGAGGAUAAUCCUGAAGCAGCAGAAGGAAGUACUGAACAUUUUCUGAAAACCCCUGAGAUGCCUUUAUUUAUAAGAACAUCAGAAUCUAAUGGGAAGGAAGCCCAGUUCCCUAAAACUCCUCCAUUUGAAUUGAAUCAUAAUGUAGGUUGUGAAGGACCAGCACCAAAAUCACCUGCCUUUUCUUUUCUUAUGCCCUGUGCCCAGAAGUCACCUGGCUUUAAUUUAUUUGACUCAUCUGUAUUCGGAGCAGAAAAUUCAUCAGACCAGACUGAUGAAAGUUAUUCUGCAGGAAACGUAAACCCUAUUUCCCCACACAAAGAUAUUGGAAGCUUAUUUGGGAAAUCGGAAAAUGAAGAUGCGUUUACAUUUUCCUUUCCGUCAGAGUCGUCUUCUCAUGAAUAUGGGGAUGGAAAAGAUGACUUCAGCUUUCCAUUUGCAUUUGGACAGGAUCAGAGAUCAUCACAUUCUUCCUCUCUGAAAGGUUUUCACUCUUCAUCACAAAAUACAAAGCCAUUUACACUCUUUUAA